CAAUAACAGAGAUUAUAUUGACACCAUAUCUAUUUAAAUACCGCAACCUGAUCAGGGACACAAAUCACUACAUGCAUUCCGCCAUGUCUGUCUCAUUGAGUCUUGACCCAGUCAUCUCGUCAACCUGCUCCCUGUGGUUUGCCUGGGACCAAUACGAGUUCCUGACGCUAUUCUGCAAGCCAGAUAUACAUACACUAAGCAACAGGCUGCUCCCAUCAUACUUCACGACAUUUUUUUAAUCGUGGCGCUCCUCGAGUUAUAGUCCUCCUUUC
Messenger RNA from Daldinia loculata, 272 nucleotides. RefSeq lists its product as uncharacterized. The record is from RefSeq and is a predicted model, not a curated record. The coding region runs from base 72 to 239 and encodes 55 amino acids. The transcript has a single exon. NCBI's taxonomy places the organism in Eukaryota, Fungi, Ascomycota, Sordariomycetes, Xylariales, Hypoxylaceae.